Messenger RNA from Oncorhynchus nerka (sockeye salmon), 3841 nucleotides. RefSeq names its product ABC transporter G family member 20-like. Gene Ontology annotation, molecular function: ATP hydrolysis activity; ATP binding; ABC-type transporter activity. The transcript has 21 exons. The record is from RefSeq and is a predicted model, not a curated record. Gene Ontology annotation, cellular component: membrane; ATP-binding cassette (ABC) transporter complex. The coding region runs from base 668 to 2851 and encodes 727 amino acids. NCBI's taxonomy places the organism in Eukaryota, Metazoa, Chordata, Actinopteri, Salmoniformes, Salmonidae. Gene Ontology annotation, biological process: transmembrane transport.
AACAGAAGGACUUCGUCAACCUUCUUAGAAGUUUUACACCUAAUGCUAUUGGAUGGUCUGUGUAGCUGUAGACGCUGGACACACAGAGAUGGUGGAGUUGCUGGUUCGGGAAAGGGGAGAGGUCAACGGAACAUACACAAGACACUGUGGCUCCAAGAGAUCCUGCCUUCAUCAGGCUGCUCUUAAGAGUGUGUGGCCUCUCUCAUCUCUGCAGGCCGUGCAGGUCAGGGAAGAGUUGGGUUCAGUGGUUCUGAUGCAGACCGAUGUGGUGCAGCAGCUUCCUCUUCCCUCCCGACUGAAGACACACCUCCGGUUGAGAGACAUCCACCACCCUCACAUGAAGUCCCCUUCACACAGAGGGGUGGUUUUCGGACACAUAAUCUUAAUUAAUUUGGCCUAAGGCACUUUUCUGCUGAUAUUAUGUAAAUGAAUUGGCUCUUGUUUGUGUGGUCAGAUGUUACUGGACAUGUUUAUACAUGUUUGUAUGAUUGCCUGUAUUGUUUGCAUUUGAUGCUUGUUAAUAAAAUAUAGUAUUGGUCUGUUUUCAGACACCUUUCCUAGUUCCCUUUCCUUCACCGCCAGUAGAUGGAGAUAGUAGCCUAUUGAUUUUAGUGAGGCCAUCUGCUGGGGAGCUGAGGCUGGAUGCAUCUCCCGCCAACCGACGACCAUGGCCUCUGAGGCAGCAGCCGCGGAUGAUGCUGCGACGACAGGAGGACCGCCCGAAUGCACCGAGAUGGAGGAGCAGUUGGCGGAGGGAAGGAUGAAGGCAGACGAGGAAGCUCCUCCCCCCUCCCCGGGGCUGGGGGGUUCGGCGAUCCGGUGUCGGGAAGUGUGUCGGUCGUACGGUGAACUCAAAGUCCUGAGUAAUCUCAACUUGACCGUACCACAGGGACAGAUCUACGGCCUGCUGGGUCCGAGUGGGUGUGGGAAGACCACACUGUUGAAAUGCAUUGUGGGAACACUGAAGAUCUCCCGAGGGCACAUCAGCGUGUUGGGGAAGCCGCCCGCAUUUCCUGGUCACCAGGUCCCUGGGAGGAUGGUGGGGUACAUGCCACAGGACCUGGCAUUGUACAAUGAGUUUACCAUCAGUGACACCCUGACGUUCUUCGGAAGGAUCCACGGCCUGUCAUCUACGGACACCCAGGCACGCAUGGACUUCCUGGUGGACUUCCUGGACCUACCUCAGAAGAGCAAACUAGUCCGAAACCUCAGCGGAGGGCAGAAACGGAGGGUGUCUCUAGGAGCAGCCUUACUUCAAAACCCCCAGUUAUUGAUUCUGGAUGAACCCACAGUCGGGGUGGACCCUGUGCUGAGAGCCAAGAUCUGGCAGCAUCUAGUAGAGAUUGUGAAAACUGGAAAAGUAUCAGUCGUCAUCACCACUCACUACAUAGAGGAGGCCAGGCAAGCCAACGUGGUGGGUCUGAUGCGGAAUGGCCGAAUGUUGGCAGAGGGGGAACCAGAAACCUUGAUGAAACAGAACAGUGCUGCGACCCUGGAGAAAGCCUUCCUGCAGCUGUGUGAGACCUCAGACCAGGUGGGCUCCAAACACAGCACUUACCCUCAGGGUGGGGUACUAGAGAGCGGCCAAUCACUCGAAAGCGGCCGGGAAGAGAUUCAACCAAUCCUGGGAGUCGGGCCGGGACCAGUUGAAGAGCUGCCCAAAUACUCAGCGGACUGGAAGGUACGAGUCAGGCAUGUGAUGCCAAAGUGGAGGAACAUCGCAGCUCUGAUUAUCAAGACCACGGUGCGGAUGAAGAGAAUGCCUGGGUCCCUGUUUUUCCAGUUCCUUCUGCCAGUCAUGCAGAUCUCUCUGAUGUGUCUGUGUAUCGGAGGAGACCCCAAAGGAAUACAGGUGGCUGUGGUCAACAAUGAGACCUCCUCCAGUUCCUUCAGCCAAUCCCUGCUCUCCUUCCUUGACAACUCCAGCGUGCAACAGGUGAACCUGUCCCAUGCUGAGGCUUUUGCAGGGGCCUAUAACGGAGAGUACUGGGCCGUCAUCGGGUUUGGAAAUAAUUUUACCAGCUACCUGACCAAGAGGAUGAUCCAGAGGCAGGUCUCUAAGGAGGUGGUGGAUGGAGGGUCGGUGCACGUCUGGUUGGACCUGACCAAUCGACAAAUCGCCUUAAUGCUUCAGAAAAAAAUGAAAGAUGCCUUUGAGGGUUUUAUCCAGUAUAAGAUGAGUAGCAGGUCUUACCUGCUCUCUCUUCCUGUCAAGUUUGAGGAGCCCAUCUAUGGCAGCAUGAACUCAGACUUCACCACGUUUGUGACGCCAGGCGCCGUUCUGAGCAUCACUUUCUACCUGGCAGUGGGCUUGACGGCUCUGUCCUUUGUGAUAGAGAGGAAGGAGGGGCUAAUGGAAAGGUGCUGGGUCUCAGGUGUGAGUUCAAUGGAGACCGUGCUGGCGUAUCUCAUCUCCCAGCUGAUUAUCAUCAGUGUCCAGAUAAUUCUACUGCUGAUCUUAAUGCUGCUUGUCUUUAAGAUCCCUAAUGAGGGGAACCUGGUGUUGGUUAUAGCUCUGAUCGUGCUGCAGGGCAUAACAGGCACUUCCUUUGGUCUGGUCAUCUCAUCCGCCAUCGAUGACGAACAGAACGCCACCCAAGCUGCCCUUGGUAUCUUCUACCCCAACCUCAUCGUCAGUGGUAUAAUCUGGCCUGUGGAGUGCAUCCCCUAUCCACUACGUUACAUCAGUCUGGCCCUGCCCCAGACCUACGCUUCUGAAGCCCUACGAUGCAUCAUGUACAGAGGCUGGGGUCUCUCCAGAAUGAUCGUGUGGCGAGGCUUUGUUGUCACCCUGGGCUGGAACACUUUCUUCGUCAUCCUGGCCAUCGUCAUCCUCAAGUUGAGGAUGUGAAACUCCAACCCAGGGAAGAUCUGUGCCUAUGUAGUGUAUGUGAAUGUGUGAGGGUUUUGUGUGGGACUGUCAAUGUGGGGUGUGUAAGUGAGUGUGUAUAUAGUCUAGUGAGUGUGUGUGUAGGGUCAGUGCAGAUAGGGUAACUUUCCCCCUCAGUCACGUUAGUUUGGCUACUCAACCUAUCUAUUUGUCACUCACAAACCAAUCAAAAGCCUGAAAUGUGCACCUGGACACUGCACCCGCCCACUCAGGUGUUACGAGUGUAAUCACCGUCAGAAGAGUGAUCAUCGUCUGAGGACUGUUAUUAUGGACAAUAACAUGAAUGUGUGUGAUACGUUUACAGCAGGAUUCUACUGUCCUGCCGUUAUAAGUCUGUAAUGUUUGUGUGUUUUCCCGAUACAGCUUUGCAUAUUAUUGAUAGUUAAUUGCCAUUAUUGCAUUGGUUGCACAGGUGUUUUUAUGUAGGAGAUUUAUUGUACUGGUAACACAAGGCGGGAAUUGUUAAAAGUUAAGAAGGGUCUUUUUUGUCAAAGCAGGUGUUGGGGUCAGAGUUAUGCGUAGCCUCAUUAGACUGACUUUCAAACGCACAACUAGGUUGCCUGGCAACUCAAACUGAAUCAUUCCGCUGCUCGAUGUUCGCUACAUACUUCGUUGCGGAGAAGGAACUAACGUCCGUGGGCAUGGCGUAGCUUUUGGCCAGAGAAAGGAUUUUUGCCCAUAUGUCAUGUCUUUCUAGAAUGGCCUUUUAAGAAAUAUUAAUUGGGAAAAUGUUUGGUCUCUUUCUCAGAAGUUUCUUUUAACUAAUAAUAUUAAAGAGGUUUAAUAUAAAUGAAUCCACAAGUGCUGCCCUACUAAACAUGAUCUUGAAGUUUUUUUAAAUACAUUGAUGUUUCUUGUACCUUCUGUAAUGACCAACAUUACCUUCUGUAAUGACCAACAUGACCUUCUGUAAUGGCCAACAUGACCUUCUGUAAUGACCAACAUGACCUU